Molecule: messenger RNA, 5572 nt
Organism: Diachasmimorpha longicaudata
Lineage: Eukaryota; Metazoa; Arthropoda; Insecta; Hymenoptera; Braconidae
Product: transmembrane protein 151 homolog
Exons: 7
Coding region: 402-2660 (752 amino acids)
Source: RefSeq, a predicted model, not a curated record
GCUCUCGGAGGGUGGAUGGUACAGUGUCCACCCUCGUCCCCACUCGUCUUUAGCAUUUCAAUCUCAAUUAGUCGCUGGUCUUCUAUUCGACUCUUGCCCUUUAAAUUUGAAUAAAAAGCCGAGUCAUUCAGUCAGCUCAGCCCGAAGAUUGUGCAAAUAUUAAUCUAAACUCGGAAUUGUAGGGGUUCGCUUAAAGUGUCCUUUGGUGUCUUUGUGAUUCUCCGGCAAUUUAAUCUUUCAUACGUGUCAUGCUGGACGAGGAGUUUGUUGCUUUGCGGGGGAGUCGAGUCAUCCCGGUGAUUCGAGCCCUCUCAUUAUAGUCAGUCUUGAUGAAUAGGUCUUUUGUGAUACACUUUUUUGCAAAUGAAAAAUAAUUGGAGGAGUCGGGGGAUAUUUGCAAGAUGAAUCGGGAUAGUGAGGAGCAACGACCCAUUUCGCAAACUUUCUGCGGUGCCCUCCAGAAAGAGGCAAAUUGCAAGUGCCUCGUCCUCUCGGUCCUGAUUUACGGCUGCUUAGCUGCGGUCACGUGGUGCAGGUGUGCUAAUGUCACAAAGAUUGUCAUCAAUUUUUCCAAGAUACCGCUCAAGUCGACCAGACACGUGUCACCCUGCGACGACGGCUACAUCUACAUUCCUAUGGCUUUUAUGGGCAUACUGUACCUGGUUUAUCUUGUCGAGUGUUAUCAUUCACCAAUCAGAAUCGAUUUGAUGCAUCGCGAGAGACAGGAUGAUGUCUUAGCGAAAUUGUCCGGAUUGCGAUUGGUGAAGCCCACUAUCUGGUGGAAGGCUGUUUCUUAUCACUAUGUCAGGAGGAAACGACAAAUUACGAGAUACAGGAAUGGGGAUAAUUAUACAACGACUCAGGUUUACUACGAGCGUGUAAAUACAAAUGCGGCGACAUCAUUUUAUUUCUACGAUUACUGCGGUGUCAAGGACAUAAGCAAAGAGCUGACCCUGGACGCCAAGAUCCCGAUAACAAAGAUAACCCUGAGCAAGGGUUUCGCUUUCUCCAAUAUGCGAUCGGCGACAGAGUUCGAGGAGGCGAGAUCUCGCUUCUUUGCUGAGCAGGAACUGAGGGACGAUUACAUGGAAAUGAGGGAAGGUCUGGAUCUUGGUUGCAAUUUCAACGCUUCCACAACACUGGUAGCUGUUUUCGGACGUCCCUGGUUCACAAAUUCCUACGUUUACUGGUGCCUGAGUGCUCUACUCCUGAGCUGGCCCCUGCGUAUAAUCAUUGAGUGCAAAACUCAGCACGCUGAUUACCAGAUAACAAAAUUAUUCGGUGUCAAUUAUGAUACCCCAACGAGUGGUGAGCCUAUUCACACCUCCUCGAGCCAGUUGAGUGCACCAGGCUCGUACAUGCUGGCUCCGAGCUACAGCGAAGCCCUGCUAAUGGAGCCAGCGGGUCCACCAUCAUCAGCAUCAUCAGCAUCAGAGCAGGGAACGAACGAGACCGGAGUACUUGUACCCAGCUAUUCCGAGGCACUGCUGUACGAACGCCCUCGAAAUACUGAGGGAGUUCACGAAAUUGCCUGCUCAGUGGGACGUAGUAUCACCAAUGAGAGCCUCUUCGCUGUCCUAGAGCCCCAGCCCAUCACCUGCAACUGCUCCUGCCAUCAGGCAACACUCCCCGAGGAGACAGAAUGCACCAGCUUGAGGGGUCAAUCCACCACGGAAUUACGCAACUGUGGUGUCUGCAGUGCCUCCAAUAGUCGUAUUGAUAAUUUAGAUAAUUCACUGAUAACUAGAGAUAUUUCUGAGCCAAAUUUGAAGACAAAUUCUUGUGAUUUAUUGAGGGGUAAUAGUCUACAAUUUUUGAGAAUUAAUGGAAGAAGUUUGGAGAAUAUUUUGGAGAGUGAAGAGGGUUGUUGUUCCACGGUUGUUGUUCCUGGCGAUGGGGGAAGGGGGGCCAUACCCAAGAGGAGGGAGACCGACGGUGGGGAGAGGGCUGGUGUCAGUGGAGUGACCAGUGGGAGGACUCAUGGCUCAGAGAAGAGGAUGACAGAGUCCAAGACUUACUUCUGUCUUAAAUCCAUUCUCAAGCAGAAUAGGAGGAGGUACACCCUGGUGACUACUGAGGAGUUCAAGAAUCUCGUGGCUGGAGACAAGAGGGAGACUGGGAGCCUCGUUUUUGUGAGGGAGAAUUGCUUCAGGGGGGGAGGGGGUAGUGCAGAGGGACGGAGGGAGAAUCCUAAUAGAACUUUGAUAUUUGCAAGUCCAAUUCACGAAGUUUGUAGACCAAACGAUCCAUUCGCGGGUACCCAGAGGCACCGCGACCGCGAGGCAAUGAAUUCACCCCCAGCAACUUUGAAAAAACUCGGCAGAUCUCUGACUGUCCUGGCGGAGUGCGAACCAACCCCUCACCUUCCGCCCCAUCGUCGCAGGAGUAAGAGAUUCGUGCAUCAACGCACAAUGAGCAUAGAGCCCGAGUACUUGCGAUUUUUCACAACAUCGGGGGAUAAUAAUAGGAGCCAGCAGACUGAAAGUACCGCACGUUGCUUUGUAGCAGGCGCUUCAUCCUCCGGCUUGACCCGUUCCCUUACCGAGAGAAGAUCAAAGCCAAGUCAACACGACCGAACUUUGAGGCGAAGCUUCACGGACGAGAGAACUGAAUUUGGUUCCUCCAGACGGAUGAAUAUUAAUAUGGAGACGUCGUUGUAACAAUACGCGUAAUAAGUCUUCUUGUAAACAUAAUUCAAGCAACGAAAUUCGCAGUGAAGUGGUGAAAACUUAAUUUUAUUUAUUUAUUUAAAUUUUCCAAAUUUUUAUGUACGUUUUUGUAGGUGAAAUUAACGGUAAUUUGAGUUUGUUCCCUUUGGAAAUUAAAAAAAAUAAUUCUUUCCAUGGGAAUAUCAAGAUGCACAAGUCAAUUGAUCAUUUUGUCAACAAAUUUGUUUUUCACAGAACAAAGCUCUCUAAAAAUGUCUUCUACUGAAAAGUUCUUCCUCCUGAGAAUUUUUAUCUUCGUGUCCUUCCCCAAGUCCCCUUAAAGCUUUCCAGUAAUAUUUCUAGCUUUACUAAUAGAUUUUAAUGAUAUCUCUUCAAUCACAAUGUGUGAGCGAAUAUUGCAGAAAGCUCCCACAAAACGAGCCAAGAUCUUCCUUUCGUUAAAAAGUUUGUCACCAGUUCACUGCCGCCACAAAUUUCUCAGCGUUAGAAUCCAUCCUUCCUUAUUUGAUACUUCUUCCUUAAGAUUAAUAAAACUCACGAGAGUCGCAAAAAUAAAUGCCUUUUAAAUCAAAUAAUGCACGAUGCGCGAUAACAAAAAAUAUUCUUAAGUUGAGGGAAGAUUCAACGAAUUUGGUCAGCCGUCGACAGCUUUCGUAAAUGUCGACUGCACAAAUUAAAAGAAAUACAGACUACAAUGACUUCGAUUUGAAAUACUGGCUAUUGAAUUGUCUAAAUCAUUAUCGCGUAUCGUGCACUAGCUCAAGUAUUAAAUGAUAAACGUAAGCGAUAAUGAAAGUUAACGACAUUUAUUAUGAAUAUACAUGUAUAUAAACUAAAUUGAUGAAGGGAGACGAGAAAAAAAAAUACAUAACUAUAUAUUUGUUGUACAUGUAAUUUUAAACGCUUAUACGUGUAUUUUCGAGUAACGAAUCAACCAAAAUAGUUUAAUGAAUCAUAAGUACAUGUACCAUAAGCACUCAACAGAAUUAAACACGCGCAAUGAUACAUUUACAUGAAUAAAUUCCGUAUUCCUACCGUCAAUUUUGAUGCUUAACGCUGGGUAAUGAAUCGCAUACCAAAGCCAUUAAACGAUAUUGUUGUAAUAUUUACUAGGGCUCUUCAAAUAUGUGAUAAAUACGCUGAAAUUUUAGCAUAAAUUAAUCGACUGGUAAACGUGCAUUUUAAGCAAAUUAAUGAGAUAAUUGUUAAGUCAUUUGGUGGAUGAAACCAGUGGAAUAUUUUUUUGGUUUCGCGCUUGAACAAUGAAGUCUUUCCAAACUGCCAGAAUAGCUAUAAAUAUUAGAACGAGGAGAGGCGUGUUGUUGGAUGCCGAGGGACUGAAUUGUACUGGCCAGCCAGUGGUCGACUAUUUCUGUUGAGCUAUCUGGAAUUAUUGAAGUUGAGAUUGCUCUGGGGGAACGUGGUAGAGGGGCUGGAGGUGAAUUCCGACAUUUCGGGGCGAUUAUUUUUGCAGCUGAAGGGAAAUGUCAGAGCUCUAGUGCAAUGUCGUGAGAUUAAAUUCUCCAGGAGUCUGGGCACAUUUGCAAAAUCACCAAUUGAUUUGGAAAUGUCAAUGCUGAUUUAUUUUUAAAGCCAUUGUGAAUUAGUCUCUCAAUUCACCCUGGGCCAUUUACAAAAUCAUCAAUUAAUUUCGAGGUCCCAUCGUUGAAUAAUUUAUUUAUCAGGCAAAAUUUAAUUUAUCAGAAUAAUUUUGUAAGUAUUCGGUCACUCGAGCUCGCCUCCAGCGCUCCAUCGCCCUCCUGCCAGCCAAAAAAAAUUUGAAAAAAAAUGUAGUUAUAUAACCCUUCCAGCCAAUCGCAUCAAUAGCCCUCAUCAACACGGUCUAUGUCAGACAAUCCACAAAUAACGAUUAACUAAAAGAAAAUUCGAUGAUUCAAAGAAUGGUAAAAUUUUUAUAACCACGUAAGAUCAUUGCACAAACAAAAUUAAUUAAGAAAUCUACGAAAAUGAUAUUUAGUCAUCGCAUAAACUCAUGCCGUCUUGAAAAAGUGCUCUUGUAAUUAAUGAAAAAAAAUGCAACAAAAACGAACGAAAAAAAAAAUUUAAUUUGAAUUUAUAUUAAGAAGAGAAACUAGUUCAAAAUAUUUACAGCAUUUUUAGGAUGUAACUUGCAAGUGCUUGAAAGGGUAAUUCAUUGGUCGCUCUGCGUUAAGUUGGGAGCAAUGUGCAUCGUGUACGUAAAAAUGUUUAAAUUAUGACGAGAAUUAUUCAGUGAAGGUAAUCGCGGCGAGGGCCAAAGUAAUUGUACUCAUUUAUAGUAAUUUAACAUUAUUGUGAUUAUUAUACAUAAACUGCAUUAUAUUGCCGUACGAAAUAAAGACAAAUGGUUGAUGGUUACAAAUAAUAUGUGGAUUAAUUCAAUGCAUUGGUUACCUUGAAUUCUAUUGAGGCACACAGUAUUUAUUGACAUCGAUUUUGAAUGGAUUUUUAUUAUCAAUUCAAGCUCGAUCUUGGACACUGAUUUGGGUAAUUCCACCUGCUUUAAUUCGGUGAGAGAGCUCGUUGCCAAUUAUCGCAGUACAAACAGUAUAAUUUACGUAUAACACCACAAAAUAUACAGAGAUAAGUCAGUAGUAAAGCGAGAACUUAAUGCAAAAUAAAUAAGAUCAUGGUAAAGUGCCAGGUCCGCAAAAAAAAUUAUAGUUUGGUAAAAAAUUGAUUUUUUACACGUCGGAAUCAUUCGCAAAAAUUGAAGACUGAUCACAAUUAUUCAUUGGAUAAUUAAAUAGUACUGUCUGGGAUUUAUCGGACAAGUUGUAGUAUAAUUGAAAUAGAAAAUGUUCUUUCAAGUUCUCUCAUUCAACAAAAAAUAAAUAGUCGACACAUUUGGAUGUCUCUUCUAGAGUCAAAAGUCGUGAUUCUCAAUAAAAAAAAUAAGAAAA